This is a messenger RNA of Cadophora gregata, 2559 nucleotides long. RefSeq lists its product as uncharacterized. Gene Ontology annotation, molecular function: transmembrane transporter activity. Lineage: Eukaryota; Fungi; Ascomycota; Leotiomycetes; Helotiales; Ploettnerulaceae. The record is from RefSeq and is a predicted model, not a curated record. Gene Ontology annotation, biological process: transmembrane transport. Bases 872 to 2392 code for a protein of 506 amino acids. The transcript has 7 exons. Gene Ontology annotation, cellular component: plasma membrane.
GCCAUUCAAUCUAAGAAAAACACAUAAGUCAUGGAGUAACGGCAGUAACAUCGAACGGUUCCAUUGUUUGACGGAAUAUUUAGAUAAGAGCUAGAAAAGCCAGGAAACAUGCCAAGGACUAGAAGAUUGAGCAGGUAGAUAGGUAGAGGUUCGAGGUUCGAGGUGGAAGGUCGGUUGGGUCAUGUGAUAUGGCCAAUCACUUGAAAUUGGAAGUCCAGCAACCACGUAUAUUAUUAUAACAAGCCACUUCCCUUUCUAGUUUUUGGUACUAUACGGUGAUUCUAGUAUAUCCGAUAUCUGAUGUUUGGGCUGCGGUGCUGAUUUGUUGAUUUUUUCCCCUGUAGUCACGUGACACGACACUAUGAAGGGUUUUUCUCUCCUCCAUCUUGAGCUUCCCAUCUUGCACAGUACAGAGAGAUCCCGCUACAACAAAAAUACCAGCAAGCUCAUCAUCCCCGGCAUGAUGCGAAACAGAUAGGGUAAUCAAUAUAAACAGCGUCCUCAGAGCAGACAGAAUUGUCCGAGGCACACAAACCCAUUUCUAACCGAAGGGCGCCACUCCAUCCCAUUCUUGCUCCACCCCACAAGAGCCACCGAACCAGAACGUCCAAUUGGCAUCGAAUCCAGCCCCUUGGCACCCGGCAUGCUUAUCUCUAGGAUCCCACAAAACGAGUUUUCGGUACCGGCAUCUGACAUUUAAAAGUCUUUGUUUGGCUAGACUUGGACCCUGCGACUUCGGGGAAGUAGUUGAAGAGUUCUUGAUGCCACUGGAGUCAUAAAUCACGAACUUCACUCCAACAUCUUGGAAUCUGUAUCGCAUCUCUUGGAGAACUACUCUGGUCCAAGGCACAGGCGUUACCAGUCGACGAUUAUGUUGAACGUUCAGUCACAUCCGCCCGAAGUGGGGGCUGACUCACUCGAUGUCGAGAAGCACGCAAGCUCUGAUGUGGUCGAUGCCGUCGACUCAAAGCCACUGUCUAUCCAAAGGGAACCAGCAUGGCGGACGAAGUUGAUUGCACUUGGUAUCGAGGAGCGUGGAGUCUUACCUGUUCCUGUCAAGGAAAGGACCAGUGAUCGCUUCGUGAAUAUUUUCUCGAUAUGGUUCACCAUGAGCGUGACGCCACUAGCUAUUGUUACUGGAAUCCUCGGGACACUCAUUUUUGGUCUCAGUCUUAGAGAUGCAUCCCUCAUCACGACAUUCUUCGGCAUUCUCUGUUCGCUUCCCGUUGCGUACCUGUCAACUCUUGGUCCCAAGACUGGUCUUCGACAACUGAUUCAAGCACGGUAUAGUUUCGGACUUUAUGGUGCCUCACUACUAGUUGUCCUCAACCUCGCGACAAUUUCCGGAUUCGUAAUCAUCUCCUCGGUUAUUGGUGGUACGACACUUGCAGCUGUCAAUCCAGGAACCAUCAGUAUUGGAGCAAGCAUUGGGGUUCUCUCAAUCGUCGCACUGGUUAUAUCUUUUUGUGGGAUGAAAGUUCUUCACCAGUAUGAAAGAUAUGCGUGGAUUCCUGCGCUCAUUGCGAUCGUUAUUGCGACUGGAUGUGGUGGGAAGACAUUGACUCAGCAAGCGGUCGUGGAGCCAGCUUCUGCUGGUACAAUCGUCUCAUUUGGAGGUGUCAUUGCAGGCUACCUUAUUCCAUGGGCAGCACUCGCGUCCGAUUUCUCCAUCUACAUUAGCCCCGACGCGCCAUCCAAGCGCAUCUUCGCAUAUACCUAUCUCGGCCUCCUCAUCCCCACCGUCCUCCUCAUCAUCCUUGGCGCAGCAAUCGGCGGAGCCGUCCCAAGUAACCCAGAAUGGGUCCAAGCCUACGAAGACUACUCCGUCGGUGGCGUUCUCGCCGCUAUGCUCACCAGCGCCGGCGGAUUCGGCAAGUUCGUCGCCGUCAUCAUCGCUUUCUCCUUAAUCGGCAACAUGGCUGCAUCGCUCUACAGUCUCUCCUUGAACUACCAGAUCCUACACCCUAUACUCACAAAAGUCCCACGACCUCUCUUCGCAAUCUUGACAGUGGCUGUAACAAUCCCUGUUUCUAUCAGCGCAGCGUCCUCCUUCUUCGCUGCUUUGGAGAACUUCAUCUAUUUGAUUGCGUACUGGAGUGCAGCAUUCACGUCUAUUGUAAUUAUAGAGCACGUUGUAUUCCGGAAACAGAACUGCGAUACUUACGAUCAUGCGAUCUGGAAUUCGCCUCAAGAUCUGCCGACUGGGUUUGCUGCUCUUGGGGCUGCGAUCUUGUCGUUUGGUCUUGUCAUCCCGUGUAUGUCGCAAGUUUGGUAUACGGGGCCACUUGCGGAGACUACUGGUGAUAUUGGAUUUGAAGUUGCGUUGGUUCUUAGUGCUAUUUUGUAUGUGCCGAUGAGGAUGUUGGAAAUUAGGAUUAGAGGCAGGCUUUGAAGCCCUGGUGGUAGUAGAUUUUGUGUAUAGAUUGGUGCGUAUAUUUGGAUCAAACAUAAUAACUAGCAUAAAUAGAGUAAUAGUCUAUAUAAUAAAGUUUUGGAGACUGCAAAAUGAAAUGAUGGUCGUUGCAUGUCUUUAGCUUGAUAGUUGGCACAUCAUGGAGG